This is a messenger RNA of Adineta ricciae, 1731 nucleotides long. Lineage: Eukaryota; Metazoa; Rotifera; Eurotatoria; Adinetida; Adinetidae. The record is from the annotation of a GenBank genome assembly.
AUGCGGCAGAUACGUUUUCGACUGCGUACAACAAUAACUUUCAUUCUGGCAACUUUAAUUAUAUUCAUUCUUACCUCACUUUACACGGUUAUCUGGUCAACUAAUGAACUUGAACGUGAAGAAGAAGAACAUCGUGAUGUCCCUAUUCCGCCCGGUGUUAUUCCAUUCUGGUCAGCAGUCAAUCAUCAAAAUAUCUACGAUCUCCAUGCAACACCAUCAAAUCCAGUAUUUAUUCGAUCGUCAAAUAUAACACCGCGUCGCAUUGAAGAGUUAUUUCAAUUGAUACGCAAUGCACGAGCGGAUGAAACACAUUCGUUAGACAAAGAAAAACUAUUUCCGAUCGAUUCGGCAUGGAAUUUUGAGAAACUGGUCGAGCAACAGCAACAAGCAAACGCACAAGAUGAGCCGAAUAAAAAUCCUGAAACACAUGCUGAUACAGCUGAUUCAGCCAAUAAGGCAGUCACAACAACAACAACAACAACAACAACUACAGUUCAUCCUGAUAUAACUACAACUGUGAAAAGUGUUAGCGAACAUGAUAAAGUGCAAUUAAGAAAUUAUAUUCAUCAAGCUUUAGCCAAAUGGAAAAAGGAACAUCAGAAUGAUAAGAUUGUUACUCUUGCCAGCCUUGUACAUGAUGAAUUAUUACGUGAUGAACCUUCGAAAUUGAAUACAACAUGGUAUGCAUUUAUGAAAACAGUGAACAAUUUGCGUGUUUACGAUCCACGUAGUCCAGAAUUUCCUCGACUUCUUAACCAUUUACAAAAUGCGGAAAUUAUCGAAGCAAGUGAAAUGUCGCAAGGCACACAGAUUAAAGUUAUUUUUGAUUUACCCGAUGGUUUCGAAGCUCUGUUUAAACCAUACAGAGUGCCACGCAACUAUCAAACGUUACCAGAUCACUUCUACUUUAGUGAUAUUGAACGACAUCAUGCAGAAAUCGCUGCUUUUCAUUUAGACAAAAUUCUUGGUUUUUACCGGGUUCCUCCACUAAUUGGACGAUUAGUUCAUAUCACACGAGAUAUUCACGAACGAGCUACCGAAGAUCUGGCUAAAACAUUCUUUGUCUCACCAGCGAAUAAUACUUGUUUUCGUGGCCAUUGUUCAUAUUAUUGUGACACAUCACAUGCUGUUUGUGGGAAGCCGGGUGAUCGAUUAGAAGGUUCUGUGCAAAUUCUUCUACCACGGCCACCAGAAGUAGAAUGGCAUAAAAUUACUCAUCCUUACCGUCGUUCUUAUAGUGCUAUACGAAAAGCUAAAUGGGAAAACAACGAAAAUUACUGUUACGAUCAUGUUUUCCUAGAUGAUGAUUACCAUAAUCGUCUUUUAUUGGAUAUGAUGGAUUUAUCAGCAUUUGAUUUUCUCAUUGGUAAUCUGGAUCGUCAUCAUAUGAUGCGUAUUGGCUCAUUUGGUGCUAACACAGCUUUAGUUCAUUUGGAUAAUGGCCGAAGUUUUGGUCGAUACGAUCAUGAUGACUUGACAAUUCUUACACCAAUUCGACAGUGCUGUCUAUUUCGUUAUUCGACAUUUGCUCGUCUCUACCGUGUUUAUCGGCAAGGACUUUCAACUUUACUUUCACGUUCGUUAGAAAACAGUGAACAACUAAAAAAGAUUCUCGUUGAUGAACAUCUUCGAGCUGUUGAUCGACGCUUAGAAAUCUUAUUCGAGCACUUGGAAACAUGCAUUAAAACAUAUACAGUCAAAGGAGUCAUGAUUGAUGAUGGAAUUGAUUGA